UAAGCUUUGACCCGAUUUAUGUGAAUUGAUACUGUGUAUGAGAAGAGGCGCGGGGAACCAAAAAUACCAAUGUAAACAGUCACUCGUUUUACAGCAGUGGAAAUUUCAAAUGUCAUGUACUACCCCAUGAAGUUGAACUUUUAAUUUGUUGUGAUGUCAGCUACAAGAAAAAUGAUGGCACAGAAUGUACCAACCAACAGAAUUAUAACUGACUUUCCUGCGCCAUAUGAUGCUGAUGCCUCACCCUACAAGAAGUUGAACUUUCAUCCAAAAGUUAAGACAGCCUGCUCUGAAAAUAAGACUGGAUGUGUAGGACUGAAGAUUUGCAAAGCAGUGUUAGUUGGUGAUGUUGCAGUAGGAAAAACUUCUCUAGUCAAUCGAUUUUGCCACGAUGUUUUUGAUAGGGACUACAAGGCAACCAUUGGUGUGGACUUUGAAAUUGAGAAGUUUAGCAUUCUGAAUACUCCAUUUACACUGCAGAUAUGGGAUACAGCAGGCCAAGAGAGGUUUAAAAGCAUUGCCUCCUCAUACUACAGAGGGGCCCAUGUGGUGAUAGUGGUGUUUGACCUGUCGGAGGAGGGCACUAUCAGCAGUAUAUCCCGCUGGAUGGAGGAUGCCACAGCUACCUCCACAAACCCUCUCAAGUUUGUUGUGGGCACAAAGAAAGAUCUUGUUUCACAGGCAGCCUGUAGAGCUGCAGAGGACAGGGCCAAGGAAGUCGCUCAAAGCCUGGGGGCAGAAUAUUGGUCCCUGUCUGCAAAAACUGGUGAGAACGUGAAGUCAUUUUCAUUCCGCUGCGUCUCACUGACAUUUGACGCUGCCGUACUCAGAGAACUGGAAUCAUCCGGACAGGCUUCACAGAAACAGAUUGGUGCUAUCAAGAUUGAGAAGUCUGACAAUUUGUAUGACAGAAAAAGGAAAAUGAAAUUGGAUUGCUGCAAGACGUAACAUGUAAAGCAGUAACAAUGCUCAAGUUGACUUGCGGAUAUUAUCUCUUAUUUUUUGCCAGCAGACUAUCUCCUGGUUAUAGUCCCAAGAAUACAGAUUUGAAUGUACUUGGUGCUUGUAGUACUUUCUUUGAACACUUUUUUAUAUACAUUAUAAUGAAAGAGUGAUAACGAAGUGAUCAGUAAUACUUCUUUGAUUGUAUGAAAUUGUUUACUUAUGUAAAGUUCAUCUUUAUUAAAUGAAAUCACCCACUGAAUAAAUGAUAAUACAUUGAAAAAACAGUAUAAAUUUGGAUGAAUUGAUUAGAAAUGACAGAUUCGUUGAUCAUACAAGAAGAUCUAUGUAUAAAUAAUUAUUGUAUUUUUAUUUUAAGUGCCAAUAAUAAUAAUAUUAGAAGUAUCAUUUUACUAGAAAUUCCUUAACACUAUCAGUUCUAAGGAGAGUUUUAGACUUUAUGGUCAUUAGUUGUUAUGCUGUGUGGUUUUCACUCAUUUUAAAGUAACUCUCUUUAGGAAGGGGCCAGUUUCUAGGGGAAGGGGCCUAUAUUUGGCCCUUGCUUAAAAACAAAAGCCCUACUGUAUAAUGCUAGACAACCAAUAAUAGCCAUUCCAGAGCGGUUGGGUUUUGUUCACAUUUCAUUCGUUAUCGUAAAUAUAUAGAUUGUAGAUUUACUGAAAUGUAUUAAGAAAAGAGCUGUAAACAUUUACAAAUGGCUUUGGCUAUUUCAAUUUAUGAAACUUCAUGAUUUAGUUGAGAAAUUUGAUUCUGUUAACAUAGGCGGUCUAAUGUAUUGACAAGGCUUUGCUUUUUGUGUAAAGGUUGUGAAGAGUUAUUUUUGUAAUAAAUGAUUACAAUUGUUGGAGUCAAUGGAAAUGGUUGUGCCUUUUACAUGAGCUUUUACAUGAUUUUAUGUAAUUAUAUUGUAUACAAGUGUGUAUGAACAGCCGGUGUAGCUAUUGUUACAUAUAGAUGCUUUUUGCAUAACAAAGUAGACAAUGCUUGAAAAAAACAAGUUAUUUAGUUUUUUUGUUGAUACUGAAAACCAAGUAAUGCAAUAGGCAAGUACAUUAAACAAAUUGCUUUGAGCUGCAUUUUGGAUUUCAAAAUUUUUGUCAAAUUGAAAUUAGAAGUUCUGAAUAGUUUGUUUUGUUUUUUGCAAGAUAUCCAGCAGAUCAAUAAGUCUGACUUGGACUUAACUGAGUUUGAAAUAACAAUUUUGAAAUUUGCUAACAAGUGCUUUGCAUGAAUGCAUUCACUAACACAAUCUUGUUGAUUUAUGUAACCAACAUGGGCAUUGUAUUACUGUGAAGAAAAUUGGGAAUAAGGUAGAUGGUGUCUUAUUAUAUACAGGUUAAGGAUUUGUUAUUUCUUAAACAAUAAAGAGCCUAUGUUCAGCUUUUGAAAGGAUAUUAUUUGUUUGAAAAUCUACAUGUUGCUUUUGUAAUAACAACAGGUUUGGUUUUAUAUAUGUUCGAUCUGGUUUUAUUAAUGUUCAAUCUUCAAUGUUUCCAGAGAAUAUUUUGUAAAAAAAUGUAUAUGGGCCGCGCUCUGUGAAAAUGAAUGUGGGUUAAUAUAAGUGUCUGCACAGGCUAAUCAGAGAUGACAAUAUCAGCCUUAACUUGACUUGAUUGAAGAGACUUUCUUUAAGCGGAAAAUAUCAUAAAAGUGGAAAGUCUCGUCCCUGAUUAGCCUGUGCAGACUGCAGACGCUAUUCCUGGGACCAAACUUUAUGCACAUGCAUUAAACCCUUUUUUCACAGAGCAUGGCCCAUAUCAUAAUGUCCUCAGUAAACAUGGUAUAAUGUUUAUGUUGUUUUUUCUUUAAAUUAGAACAAAUGUAUCACAUUUUUAUUAUAAGAUAACUGUUAAUAGUUUAUUGUUCACACCAUAUGUUGUGUACACUUUGAUAGAUUUUUAUCUAGUCCAGAAAUGGCAUUUAUUUCGUAGGCAGACAUGCCAUUAAAAAUAUCACUCAAGGAAACCUUUGUGUUUUGUGAACAGGCAAAACCUGUUACAAUCAUAUGGAUUAUUGUACACAAUUAAAUGGAAAUACAUCUACAUGUAUUUAUUAUGUCACCUUUUAUGUCCAUUUUAUUUUCUAUAUGUUUUAGCAUUGAUUGUACUAAAUCAAUUCUGAAUUAUACAUACUAGUAGCAUUUAUCAAUAUGUUUAUGGCAAAAUAUUGUUUAAAUAAAUUAAUUAAUUCCAUGUGACCAAUUAACUGUACAUGUAUGGCAAUAAAUACAAUGAUAUUUUCGCAAACUUUGAGGAGCCUUUUAGAGAAAGCUGACAAAAAAUACAAUAUCUGUUAAAGAUUUAGGCACCGUCUAACAAGAAAUUCGCAAAAGUGGGCAGGCAACAAAAAUGCGUGUCAGACAAAUUGACCAGAUAACUGAAAAAACAUGAUCUAUAAAACAAUACGCCUGACAAGCCCUCAGAUUUUAUUUGAAAAAUUGCAAGCUGUUGGGAAGUUGUGAAACUAAAGCAUGUUUGUUUGACAGUAUUCCUAAGUUUUAAGUCCUCAUAAAACAAAUUACCUUAAAAAAAAAAUCUUUACAAAAUCACAAUUAAAACAAAGACUUUUUAGUCCAUUCAAAAAGAAUGAUAACAUUCUUUUUCUGUAAAAUACAGGUGUUGCAAGAGACUCAAGGUGUCCCAAACUUUGUAAACCAUGUUUGUUAGGUAAGAUGAAUGUUAAAAGUAAAUUGAAAGACUUUGUAAGACUAUAUUUAGGCUCAAUGAAUGUUCCUUUGAAUUGUUUAUGUGUUGUUUAUUUUUAGUGUAUUUUUUAGCUCACCUGAGCACAACGUGCUCAUGAAGAGCUUUUGAAAUCACUUUUUGUCUGUCGUCCGUUGUGUGGCGUCAACAUUUGCCUUGUUAACUCUCUAGAGUCCACAUUUAUUGUCCAAUCUUCAUGAAAUUUGGUCAGAAGAUUGGUUUCAAUGAUAUCUUGGAUGAGUUCGAAAAUGGUUACGUUUGCUUGAAAAACAUGGCUGCCAAGGGGCAGGGCAUUUUUCCUUAUAAGGCUAUAGUAAAAUCUUGUUAACAAUCUAGAGGCCACAGUUAUUGUCUGAUCUUCAUAAAACUUGGUCAGAAGAUUAAUCCCAAUAAUAUCUUGGAUAAGUUCGAAAAUGAUGCCGGUUGGUUGAAAAACAUUGCCGCCAGAGGGCGGGGCAUUUUUCCUUAUAUGGCUAUUGUAAAACCUUGUUAACACUCUAUAGAGGCCACAUUUAUUUUCCGAUCUUCAUGAAACUUGCUCAGAAGAUUUGUCCCACUGAUAUCUUGGAUGAGUUCAUAAAUGGUAACCUUUGCUUGAAAAACAUGGCUGCCAAGGGGCGGGCAUUUUUCCUUAUAUGGCUAUAGUAAAAUCUUGUUAACACUCUAGAAGCCACAGUUAUUGUCUGAUCUUCAUAAAACUUGGUCAAAAGAUUCAUCCCAAUAAUAUCUUGGAUGAGUUCGAAAAUGAUGCCGGUUGGUUGAAAAACAUGGCCGCCAGGGGGCGGGGCAUUUUUCCUUAUAUGGCUAUAGUAAAACCUUGUUAACACUCUAGAGGUCACAUUUAUUUUCCAAUCAUCAUGAAACUUGGUCAGAAGAUUUGUCCCAAUGAUAUCUUGGAUGAGUUCGAAAAUGGUUUUGGUUGCUUUAAAAACAUGGCCACCAGGGGCGGGGCAUUUUUCCUUAUAUGGCUAUAUAUGGCUAUAGUAAAACCUUGUUAACACUCUAGAGGCCACAUUUAUUGUCCAAUCUUUAUGAAACUUGGUCAGAAGAUUGGUCUUAAUGAUUUCUUGGAUGAGUUUGAAAAUAAUUAUGUUUGCUUGAAAAAUAUUGCUUCCAAGGGACGGGGCAUUUUUCCUUAUAUGGCUAUAGUAAAAUCUUGUUAACACUCUAGAGGCCACAUUUACUGUCCGAUCUUCAUGAAACUUAGUCAGAAGAUUCAUUCCGAUAAUAUCUUGGAAGAGAAAAAAAAAAUGAUGCCGGUUGGUUGAAAAACAUGGCUGCCAGGGGGCGGGGCAUUUUUCCUUAUAUGGCUAUAGUAAAACCUUGUUAACACUCUAGAGGCCACAUUAAUUUUCCAAUCAUCAUGAAACUUGGUCAGAAGAUUUGUCCCAAUAAUAUCUUGUUAUCUCAGGUGAGCGACUUUGGGCCUUUCAGGCCCUCUUGUUUAGAUAAUUAUUAACUAAGUUUAACUAUCAUCUUUAUAAAUUUAAUUUUGUAAAGCAAAUCACUGACAAAUAUUGGUCUAGGUAAUAUCACUGUGUUGAUUCCUUGUUGUUAUUUGUUUUAUGAUGAAAUAUGGCUCAUGUGAUUUAUUAUCCCUUUGAUUAACAGUUAUGGGCCUUAUUUUGGUUUACAAAAUAUGAUUGGUUGUUAACUUACAUUACACUGUAUUUUGUAAUUUCAAUGUACUAUUUUUUGCAGUUCUGUCGCUUAUUUCUUUAAAAAUCACUUCAACCCAUAGAUUUUUUUUCUGAGAUUAUAUAUCAUGAAAGUGUUUAUAAAAAUUUGUGUUCCAUCAAGAGUGAAAGUGAAAUAAAUUCUACAAUAAUUAAUUUACCCGAGGUUUAUUUUAUCCAUAAAGAAUGGAUUUGCCUUAUACUUGAUUAUUCUCAAAUAAACCCGUCCAUCAUUUGCAUUUUUUAUUGUGCUGUAUGACUGUAUACAAGUAAUAAAAUAUUACACAAAA
Messenger RNA from Dreissena polymorpha, 5631 nucleotides. Its product is annotated as ras-related protein Rab-34-like. Gene Ontology annotation, molecular function: GTP binding; GTPase activity. The transcript has 10 exons. Lineage: Eukaryota; Metazoa; Mollusca; Bivalvia; Myida; Dreissenidae. The coding region runs from base 154 to 948 and encodes 264 amino acids. The record is from RefSeq and is a predicted model, not a curated record.